UUCUUCGUUUUGCUUUUGUCAAAAUCAACGAUUUCUGACCCUCGCACGUGUUGUUUUCUUGUUUGAUUCCCAGUCUUUUUUCAAUUCAUUCAAUUUUAGUUUAAUUCUGUUUUAUAAAUAUUAAAUAAAAAUACACACAAAAUGCCACCAGUUAAAAAAUCUAAAAAACAAGCUAAAACAGCAACUCCUCCAGCAGCAGCAGCCAAAGAUGCCUCAGCUGGACCUGAAGAAGAGCAACUUGCUAUCUCCGGACAGUUGGAUAAAAAAAUGAAAAAAAUCAAAUCUCGCAUCGAUCGGCAGCGUGGUGUUGUUUGUAUUCGACAUUUGCCUCAUGGUUUCUUUGAGGAACAGCUAAAAAGUUACUUUGAACAAUUUGGCACCGUUACCCGGUUACGGUUGGCUCGAUCCACUCGUACCGGUGGCAGCAAAGGCUUUGCCUUUGUCGAAUUCGAAUAUCCACAAGUCGCCGAAGUUGCCGCCCAAACAAUGGACAAUUAUUUAAUGUUUCAGAAAUUGGUUAAGGCUCAAUAUAUUCCACCAGAGCAACAAAAUUAUAAUUAUUUUAAGUCGUCAGUUAGGAAAGUUGUAAACAAAGUUGGAAAGCCAAUUUAUGUUUCUGGCAAAACUGCGUCAAUCCAAAAGAGAAAUAUUGAGCAUAAUAAUUGGACUGAUGAAGCUUAUCAAAAGAGAAUUGCUUCAAGCAUUCGAAAGCUUGAGAAACUCAAGGAAAAAUAUGCCCAUUUGGGAAUUGAUUUUGAUAAUUUUACAGUCAAACCAAAUAUUCAAUCUGUCGAGGAGAAAGAGACUAAAAAUAAGAAAAAGUCUGCUUCUGUCAAGGCACCCGAACCGGGUAGCACAGUUUUACUUAAAAAACGCAAACAAACUGAAGAGAAAGUCGUCGAAGUUGAUUCGAAGAAAUCGAAAAAGACAAAAGGAAAAAAGAUAAUCGAAUUGAAGGACCUUCUUGAUAAUACACUGCAGGAAGAAGCUUCAUCAGACGAUGAAGAAUUCAUUCCAACUGGUGUCGAUGAAGAUGUGUCGACUUCAGAUGAAGAAGAUUAUGGUCUUGAAGAUGAUGUUGAAGAAGAAAAAGAAAAGAAACCUUCAAAGAAAGUAACCAAACCUAAUAAAAAAGUUGACCGUGAAGCUGAGUUACUGAAAAGAAAGACAAAUGUUGGUGGAAUUAAAAAAUCGAAACAAGUCUUGAAAGAAAAAACAUCUAAAAAGCCAGUUGGAACGGCUAAGAAUGCUUUGAAAGUUGAAGCAGCUAAAGAUAUUAAGCAGUUGGGGCAGAUGAAACAAAUGAAGAAAAAAGACUUUAAUAAGUCAAACAAGAAGAAGAGGUUGUAGAUUUUUUAAGGUUUUUUUUUGUCAGUAAAUUAGGUUUUGUAAAUACAAAAGGUUUAAAAUUCUUUUUGUCUUCUUUUUAAAU
This is a messenger RNA of Episyrphus balteatus (marmalade hoverfly), 1432 nucleotides long. Its product is annotated as MKI67 FHA domain-interacting nucleolar phosphoprotein. Gene Ontology annotation, molecular function: RNA binding. The transcript is spliced from 2 exons. Bases 142 to 1350 code for a protein of 402 amino acids. Gene Ontology annotation, cellular component: nucleolus. NCBI's taxonomy places the organism in Eukaryota, Metazoa, Arthropoda, Insecta, Diptera, Syrphidae. The record is from RefSeq and is a predicted model, not a curated record. Gene Ontology annotation, biological process: maturation of LSU-rRNA from tricistronic rRNA transcript (SSU-rRNA, 5.8S rRNA, LSU-rRNA).